Salvelinus namaycush (lake trout) is the source of this 1272-nucleotide messenger RNA. Its product is annotated as heparan sulfate glucosamine 3-O-sulfotransferase 4-like. The record is from RefSeq and is a predicted model, not a curated record. Bases 1 to 1272 code for a protein of 423 amino acids. Gene Ontology annotation, molecular function: [heparan sulfate]-glucosamine 3-sulfotransferase activity. NCBI's taxonomy places the organism in Eukaryota, Metazoa, Chordata, Actinopteri, Salmoniformes, Salmonidae. The transcript has 2 exons.
AUGGCAUUUUGGUCCAGCACUUCGGUUUUUACCUCUAAAGUGCCCAGGAAAAUUUUAUUCAUGUUCACCCUCUCCCUUUCUGUCACCUACUUGUUCUAUAGUUUGAUGAGCUGUUACAACUCGUUACAGUUCCCCUUGCAAGAGAAUUACGUGUACCAAGGGAGGCUGGUGACGGAGGAGACAACUUUCGUAACAUUAAGGGAGAAACUUUAUUCCACUUCACCCCAGGGCUAUUUGGACGAGGAGCUGAUAGAGGUGACUGCCGCCGCUGAGGAAACGGUUGCAAUUUCCACUGUCAAAGAUAAUGUGGAGACCGAACAAAGAACAUUGGAUUGGGUUAGGAAUCAGGCAGCUCCGACUAAAACUGCCGCGGUGUAUCAAUCUCCCGCUCUGGAGCGGAGGCACCAGGAAUUCAGCACCACGGACAACGAACUCAGGGUGAACUGCACCUCGGAUUAUGGGGUGAAAAAAUUACCCCAAGCCAUUAUAAUUGGGGUGAAGAAAGGAGGUACCAGGGCUCUGCUCGAAGCUUUGAGGGUCCAUCCCGACAUCAGAGCCGUUGGGAAUGAGCCACAUUUCUUCGACAGGAACUACGAGAAAGGGCUGGAUUGGUACAGAGACCUGAUGCCUUCGACGCUGGAGGGACAAAUCACCAUGGAGAAGACACCCAGCUACUUUGUGACUAGCCACGCCCCCAAACGCAUCCACACGAUGGCCAGGGACAUCAAGUUAAUCAUUGUGGUCCGUAACCCUGUCACCAGGGCUAUUUCAGACUACACACAGACUCUGUCCAAGAAACCUGAGAUCCCAACCUUUGAGGUUUUGGCCUUUAAGAACCGGACGCUGGGCCUAAUAGAUGCGUCGUGGAGUGCUCUACGUAUAGGGAUCUACGCGCUCCACUUGGAGACGUGGAUGCAGUACUUCCCUCUCGCCCAGAUGCACUUUGUCAGUGGAGAGAGGCUUAUUGUUGAUCCCGCUGGCGAGAUGGGCAAGGUACAGGACUUUCUUGGGCUCAAGCGGAUCGUCACGGAUAAACACUUUUACUUCAACAAAACGAAGGGAUUUCCUUGUCUCAAGAAGCCAGAGGACAGCAGCACCCCGAGAUGUCUCGGCAAAUCUAAGGGGAGAACUCACCCUAAAAUUGACCCGGACGUUAUCCGCCGACUGCACAAGUUCUUCAAACCCUUUAACAUGAUGUUCUACCAAAUGACUGGCCAGAACUUUGAGUGGGAGCUGGAGGAGGGCAGUGACUCUCGGGGCUCUCAGAACUAA